ACAAGAGACGCGAGCUCCUGCAAAUAUCCAGCUGUAUAGUCCUUGUGGCUUAGCGCUUCUUUUUUGAUAAUAAUAAUAAAUAAUAAUAAUGCAAAUAUCCAUAUUCUCGGUCAAAAAAAGUUGAGACACUCCUGACAUAAUGGUGUAUACAUUCACUUACUUGCCUAACAAGAAAUUCCUAACAUUAGAAGACCCUUCCGUGCAAAGUUUGCUUCGAAAAUGGUCCAUGCUCGGGAGGCUGACGUGCCAGGCUUUUGCUUUCGACCAGGAGUUCAACGCUUAUCAGAUGGAACAGUUUCUGAAAGAUUUCGUCAGGGGUUCAGCGCGGCAGCGUCCCUGGAGGUGGCGAUGGCCUAUCCCAUAUACAGGGAAAGAUGGAAUUUAUGUAUAUUAUCAUCACAAAAAAUACAUAUACAUACAGGUAUUGGUGGAAGAGGGUGGAGAGCUGUGGGAGGUGCUGCAGAAGGAGGAGAGAGAACAGCUACUAGUGAGACUCUUCCGCCUGGUGGUACUGGGGGGAGAGUGCUGCCAGUUCGAAGACAACAUUCACCACUAUCUCGCCGUCACUAGAACCCUCUACAGGGAUCUCGUCACGCCUAUGGUUGAGGACGGGAGGGUGGUGGUGAGAUCUGUGGCAGCGCAGGUGAGCGUCAUGGCUGCCGACGGUGUGACAGUACCAGAGAAACCAACCCACUCUCAAAACAUUCUCCUGCUGGUGGUAAACCCGCACACCAGAACCACCCACACUCUCCUACACCAGCACGGUGUGGGUGACUUGGACUAAGACGGUGUGGGUGACUUGGACUAAGACGGUGUGGGUGAUUUGAACCAGGACUGCUGAAAUGUGAGUGAGGCUAAUAUUAAUUCAUUGCCUCUAGCAGCGAAAUCAAAAGGAAGUUAUAUGACCUCUAAAUUUAAACUUAUUCCCUUUGACUAAUGUAAAUAAAAACAGUAUAAACUAAA
This is a messenger RNA of Cherax quadricarinatus, 963 nucleotides long. The record is from RefSeq and is a predicted model, not a curated record. Lineage: Eukaryota; Metazoa; Arthropoda; Malacostraca; Decapoda; Parastacidae.